GAAUUCCCGUGCUCUGCAGUCUGCACACUGCUCUGCUUAGAGCUUGUCUCUCCUCUCCCUUCCAUCUGUCUCUUCUUCUCAAUCCCCGCCGCUGCUCCUCAAUCCUGCCCGUGCGCCGCGGGAAGGUUCUGGAAGCUCUCCGGAGAUGAGGAGGGGUAGAGGACAUGGAGGAGGAGGGGUAUCCGCGUCCCUCGCCGCGCUGCUGUGCUGCGGCUGCGUCAUGGUCCUCGCCGGCGCAGCCGCCGCGCAGGGGCCCCGGCUUCCCUCCGCGUACAAAACCCUAAGAGGUGAUGCUCCACGAGUUGUGGCCAAAGGCGGGUUCUCAGGAGUGUUUCCCGACUCCAGCUCAGAUGCCUACUCCUUUGCGUUGAUCGCCAGCGCACCCGGUACAACUCUGUGGUGUGACGUCCAGCUGACAAAGGAUGGCGUUGGAGUCUGCCUUCGGGACAUAAACAUGAAUAAUUGCACCAACGUCGCCCACACUUACCAGGCGAGAAAGCGGACCUAUGUCAUCGAUGGCGUGCGGAAAAAUGGAUGGUUUGCUCUGGACUUUACCAAGGAUGAGCUUCAGUCUGUUUCUUUAACACAAGCAAUUUGGUCUCGCACCUACAGAUUCGAUUCUGUCGGAUAUUCUAUCCUCUCUGUCACAGACUUGCUGUCCAUUGUCAAGCAGCCUUCUGUUUGGUUGAAUGUUCAGCAUGACACCUUCUACAAAGAACAUGGUUUGAACAUGAGGAACUACAUACUUUCCAUCCAAAAGCGUGUAUCUGUGGAUUAUAUCUCGUCACCUGAACUUGGCUUCCUCCAAAAUAUAUCUGGAACAGUUCAUCGCAAAACAAAGCUUGUGUUUAGCUUUCUUGAUAAAUCCCUCUUGGAUCAUUCUAUAAACCAAACAUAUGGUUCACUUUUGAGUAACCUAACGCUUAUUAAGUCUAUUGCAUCUGGCAUAAUGGUCCCGAAGACAUACAUUUGGCCAGUGACAAAGGAUAACUAUCUACAGCCGUCCACAUCAAUUGUCGCCGAAGCCCACAAUGCAGGGCUGGAAAUAUAUGCCUCUGAUUUUGCAAAUGAUAGAAUUAUUCCCUAUAACUACAGUUAUGAUCCAUUGGCAGAAUACCUAAACUUUAUCAGCGAUGGUGGCUUCUCUGUUGAUGGUGUAUUGUCAGAACACCCUAUUACUGCAUCAGAGGCUAUUGGUUGCUUCGCUAAUCUGAAUUCAAGUGAGACUGGUCAUGGGGAACCCUUAGUUAUCUCGCAUAAUGGUGCUAGUGGAGAUUAUCCAGACUGUACGGACCUGGCCUACAAUAGUGCAAUUAAUGAUGGCGCAGAUGUCAUUGAUUGUCCUGUUCAAGUGACAAGUGAUGGAGUUCUUAUGUGCAUGAGUUCCAUUAACCUGCUUGAUACCACGAAUGUGCAGGGAACAACUUUCAGCUCUCUUAGUUCUGUUGUUCCAGAAAUUCAGGCUACAGCAGGAAUCUUCACAUUCAACCUUACUUGGGAUGACAUUAAUAGUAGCACCUUAAAACCCAAAAUAUCUUCCCCAGUGAGUGAUUAUUAUCUUGUAAGGAACCCAAGGUACACAAAUCAAGGGAAGUUUCUGAACUUAUCUGACUUUCUAGCAAUCGGAAUGGAUAAGGAUUUGUCUGGUGUCAUGAUCAUCAUUGAGAAUGCUGCAUUUGUGGCAAAGUCAUUAGGAAUUGACAUAGUUGAUUCUGUAAAUGCUGCCUUAAGUGCUGCUGGCUAUGAUAAUCAGACUACCAAGCAAGUUCUGAUCCAGUCGAAAGAUAGUGCUGUUCUUGUCAAACUGAAGCAGCAGAAAACAAAAUGCAAGCUUGUGUACACUCUCCCCUUAGGCAUUGGGGAUGCUUCUACUUCCUCAUUAGAAGCCAUGAAGAAGUUUGCUGAUGCUGUAGUUGUUGAUAGGAAAUCUGUUUUUACCUUAAGUCAAGAUUUUGCGAUCCGACAGAACAGUCUUGUGAAAGAUCUACAGUCAGCAGGGCUAGCUGUGUACGCACAGGUGUUCCGGAAUGAGUUUGUAUCACAACCGUUGGACUUCUUUGCAGAUGAAACUGUUGAGAUCAAUUACUAUGUUCAAUCAUUUAAUCUGUCAGGCAUCAUAACUGACUUCCCGAAGACAGUCAGAAGAUACAAAAAAAACACUUGUACAGGUUUGGGAAAUGACAUGCCCAACUACAUGCAGCGCAUUGACGUUGGCUCCCUUUACCAGUUACUUCAACCCUUCAAAGCCCAGCCGCCAUCUGUGCCGCCAAUGCCGACACUGAAUGCUUCAAGCGUGGAGGAGGCACCGCUUCCUCCUGUUGCGUCAAGAAAUGGGUCCGGUGGUUCCUCAAGUGGCGCCGAAACUCCUGGUGCGCCUCCUGCUGCUGCUCACAAGGCUACUGUAAGUACUGGCAUGCUGUUUGUAAUGGUUUUCACAGCUCUUCUGAUCUGAGCAAACCAUGAGGCUGUAUAGUAGGCUGAUCUGAGCAAACCUUGAGGCUGUAUGAUUCAGGCAAGCUUCGACCGAUGUUUUGGUGCUCCCAAGCACUUGUUUCUGUAGCUGUUUCAGUAUGUCCCUGCAUAUUCGUUUCCACCUGUAUAAAUUCCCCGGUAGAAAUGUUACACUAUUCAGCGAGCAUUGGUGUUAUACAUUGCUAAUGGAAGCCACAGUUCCUGGUGUUUGCACA
Setaria italica (foxtail millet) is the source of this 2687-nucleotide messenger RNA. Its product is annotated as glycerophosphodiester phosphodiesterase GDPDL4. The transcript has 9 exons. Gene Ontology annotation, molecular function: glycerophosphodiester phosphodiesterase activity. Gene Ontology annotation, biological process: lipid metabolic process. NCBI's taxonomy places the organism in Eukaryota, Viridiplantae, Streptophyta, Magnoliopsida, Poales, Poaceae. Bases 146 to 2452 code for a protein of 768 amino acids. The record is from RefSeq and is a predicted model, not a curated record.